CAACAAAUCUCUCUCUCUGUAACCUUUUGCAGUAAAAGCAAAGAAAUCUCAGACUCAUUAUCAAAUACAUCCUCUCCUUCUCCAUAAUCUACACGCGAAAACACAUACAAUUCUUCUCAUUUCAUCUCCAGCUUCUUCCAUGGAAACCCAAGUCCAAGUUCCGGCUACAAAACCACCAAAAGACUAUCGCUCCAACGUCGACACUUCCCGUCCUUUUCGCACCGUCAAAGAAGCUGUUGCCGUUUUCGGCGAGCGGCUUCUCGUCGGAGAGAUAUACACUCCGAAGCCUUACACUUACAGCCGCCCUCCAAGCCAAGAGAUCACCUGGUUUUCACCCGGUACUCCUCUAAGCCGUAAAGAUGAUCAACGAGAGAAUAAUACCCAUCACCGAGAGGUUCUCGAUACCUUGAAGAAGCUCGAGACCGAACUUGAGGAAACAAAGGCGGAGCUGAAGCUUCUGAAGGAAAGGGAAUCCGAAACAGAGAUUGCGUUGGCUUCAUUGAACGCUGAACUCCAUAAGAACAUGUCGAAGUUGGCUAUAGCCGAGGCUGCUGCAGCUAAAAAGGCGGCGGAGACUACGCCGAUGCCGAGGACGGUGAGUUUGGAGAUGGGGAAGGGAGAAGAUAUAGCGAGGGAAGAAGCGAAAAGAAAGGAGUUGAUGAAACGAAUGGAGAAUAACCCGACGUUGUCUCAGAUACUGAGUAUAGGGGAAAAAGAAGGGUAUUUUGCGGGGAAAAGAGAGAGGAAGUUGAUGAAGAAGAAGCCCAUUGUUCCUCUGGUGGGUGAUUGGAUUUUCAAGAAGAAAGGGUCGCAUACUACUCUUCAGAAUCCUCUUUAUGCAUCAUGAAAUGUAUCUUUUUUGUUCUUCUAAUUAUUACUAU
Molecule: messenger RNA, 881 nt
Organism: Hibiscus syriacus
Lineage: Eukaryota; Viridiplantae; Streptophyta; Magnoliopsida; Malvales; Malvaceae
Product: WEB family protein At1g75720-like
Exons: 3
Coding region: 140-847 (235 amino acids)
Source: RefSeq, a predicted model, not a curated record